UUUUUUCAAGUGGUCUUUCAGUGUCAUUUUUAUUUUGCCCAUGUUUAUUCGGUCAACAUAUCAUAAAAUUAUUUUCCGUUUUCGUGAAAUUACAGCAGAUUCAUUGAUUACAGUUGUAUUUGUUAUGAUAAUGUAAGGUUUAUUUGAUUUUAAUGUCUCAUAUAAGAUGGAAUGUCAGACGAGCGAUAGCAAAAAAUUGUACAAAGUAUUUGACGCGUCGAAGCGAAAGCGGAGUCGCAAGAUAAAGGAAGGACACGAUGAUUCAAACUCUGUAGUCACCGACGAUACUGCUAGCGGUUGCCAAGGGAAUGUGUGUCGCAGUGCGUCGGCGAAGACUAGUCUGCAUGAUGUUCCCACGGCGCAGACUAUAAGCAUGAACAAAGAUUCACAGAAAAGGGAUAGGGACCGCGAUAGCAGCCCUGCGGCGUCGCCGUCGCCCACAGACGUCCAUCACAAGCGCUCCUCGACCGACACUCGGCGCUCCGAAAUACGCUCCACCCGUUCCCCGAGGCGGAACCGCAGGCAAGACAUGAGAGAUGAAAUGUCACUGGCGUUAAAGGCUGGAUUGAUAUCGCCCGCGACAUCGGUUUCUCCGCGCCCGGUGACUGCUUUGGACUCAUUAGGCCACGACGAAGAUUCAAUUAUCUACGCGUUUUUGGAAGAUGCCAUCAAAAAGGAAAAGAAAAAGGAGCGGCAGUCUCGCCGCCACGACGACUACCGGCCGGGCCAGCGCCACACCUCGGUGACGCACCGCCACAGACACCACCACCACCAUCGCAGACGGUGUGAAGAGGCGUUAUCCAGGGACAGGGACAAGUCAAUAAAAGAUUUGUCUCCAGUGCCGGCCUUCAACCAAGCCGCUCUAUUUGAAACUUUUGCAAAGUUGUGCGCUCAGUUCAAUGAAAAAUCUUCAGCGCAGUAUGAGAAACAGACGGUGCAACGUUCGCACAGCCACAAAUCUCUACAGUGCGAGGUGAUGUCCAAACACGACUACCAUGAUGUUGACCAGCGACCCACCAGACUGCUGAAUCGGACCGAGGAGCAGUCCAGAGAGAAUGUCGGCAGGAUUAGAAGCCAGGACAAUUUCCGCGGGCGUCCAAGCCACGAUAGGGUUGCAGUCCACUCCCGACCCGACAGGGCAGAGAAAAAAGAGAAAUGCAAUUACUGCCCUUCAUAUGAUAAGGAAAUUGAUUAUGUCAGCAAACUAGAUUUAACCAGUUCCAGAAUGCGAACCACAGAAGACAGGUAUCAGGAUUAUCAACAAAACCUGCCAGAUAUAAACUUCCCCGAGCAAUACAAAACUCGGCCACCACAAGAGUACAGGGAUUUUCGGGAUUACGAAUGGGAGCGCAGGAAUUAUGAGGAAAAACGGUAUGUUGAUCAGAGGACGAGUAGAAGCUUUGACGUCAGGGAGCACAGGGACUGUUACCCUGAAGAGGAGAAGUGGCGGAGGACGACCAGAAGCGACAACCCUAAAGACAGGCGUUAUGAUCAAAGGUAUCGCAGAUACGAAGACAGGGAUAAGUACUAUGAAGAUAGGACUGAUCGAGACAGGUACAACAUGCCUCAGAGGGACAACAGGCGCUCCAGACGCAUCUCGGACAGGUUCGAGAGGAACUCUGUAGCUUCGAGGGAAGACGACUACAGGGAUAGAGAUAGAUAUUCAGAGAAGGAGAGGGAUUCUGGGCUGAGUGUGGCUGACGGUGAAAACAGCACUGUGAGUGGGAAGAGCAACUACCUCCGGGUAAUGAAACAGGAGAUCGUGGAGCAGCGAGAGGCGAUGGACAAGAUGAUGAAACUGUGGAAGGAGCUAAUGCGGUGCUUCAAGGGGCUGUCGCCGCAGACGCAAGGACAGGAAAAAGCUGUUCACGAAAACGCAGCCAACGUGAGGGACUCAGCGGCGGCGCAGUUACGGCUGUGGCGCGAGUGCAUGCGGCGCUACGAGACCGUGGCGCGGGACGUCGGCGACACCGACGCCAGGCUCAUGGAGGAGAUCAACAAGCAGCGGUCUGAAAUGGCGGAGAUGGCCAGCAUGUGGCAGGAGUGUCUCCAGCGGUACCGCGAGAUGAGCACGGACUUCAACAGUCUCAAACAACAGUUGACGCCCCCCGAGCCCACUCGGUUGCCGGCGGCGCCGCCGGUCGCGUGCGCGGAGGGCGAGGGCAGCGCGCCCGCGGCGCCCUACCGCCUGCCGCCCAACUACCCGCCACAGAUACCGGCGAUGGCCGGCUACGGGUCGCCGCUGCGUCAGAACGCGUCGGUGCCGCCCGCGUGGUGGUGGAGCUCCCCCCGCCGCCGCUCCUCCCCCGACUCCCGCGGCUCGCGCGACCGCGAGCGGGAGAGGAGACAUCGCCAGAAGGGGGGCAGAGAUGACACAAGAUAUAAGGACAAACCUUCAAAGCCCAGUGCGGCCCGUUCGGAGCACAGGCACAGAAAAAGAUAGCAGACAAGAAAUUCUAGUCAGAAUAAUAAAAAUAUUGGAAAGAAAACAGUGAACAUUCAAAAUUAGUUGUAAACAUUGAUAUAUAAACAGAGCAUUUUUGAUAAAAAAUUGUGAAACUAUUGAAAUUUUACACUUGUGGUUUUACAAAUAAUGUCUAUGAAUUAUGAGUUUUGUAAUAAAUAUUUUUGUAAAAAUCCACUAA
Plodia interpunctella (Indianmeal moth) is the source of this 2645-nucleotide messenger RNA. Its product is annotated as zinc finger CCCH domain-containing protein 13-like. Bases 167 to 2443 code for a protein of 758 amino acids. Lineage: Eukaryota; Metazoa; Arthropoda; Insecta; Lepidoptera; Pyralidae. The record is from RefSeq and is a predicted model, not a curated record. The transcript is spliced from 14 exons.